Messenger RNA from Plodia interpunctella (Indianmeal moth), 3581 nucleotides. It is a transcript of the gene IKKepsilon, whose product is annotated as I-kappaB kinase epsilon. Gene Ontology annotation, biological process: peptidyl-serine phosphorylation. Lineage: Eukaryota; Metazoa; Arthropoda; Insecta; Lepidoptera; Pyralidae. Bases 252 to 2480 code for a protein of 742 amino acids. The transcript is spliced from 10 exons. Gene Ontology annotation, cellular component: cytoplasm. Gene Ontology annotation, molecular function: protein serine/threonine kinase activity; ATP binding. The record is from RefSeq and is a predicted model, not a curated record.
UCAUUCAUGGAUUUCAGAAGUUACCACUUACCAACGCAACAAGCGAAAAGUUAAGCAAGAAGUGAAUUUUAAUUGAAUUGUUUUUGGCUUACAACAAGAUCUUGAGAGUUUUAAAAGAUUAUAUUUGCUUUAUUGUGGCUUUGGAAUAAUUUUUAAGAGCCUAUAAUCCUUACCCUUAUAGGAAAAAUAUAUGAAAAUGUGUACAGUUUACAACAGUCAAUAACAAAUUAACUUGCUUGUUACUUUCGAAAAUGUCCUUCUUGCGUGGAUCCGAGAACUAUGUAUGGUGCACCACCAGCGUCCUGGGCAAGGGCGCUACAGGGGCGGUGUUCCAGGGUGUCAACAAGAACAAUGGAGAGCCGGUAGCAGUGAAGACCUUUAACCAGCUGAGCCACAUGCGUCCGCACGAUGUCCAGAUGCGAGAGUUCGAAGUUUUGAAGAAAGUGAAACACGAAAACAUUGUGAAAUUGCUGGCUAUCGAAGAGGAGCAGGAAGGUCGGGGAAAGGUAAUCGUCAUGGAGCUCUGCACAGGUGGGAGUUUGUUCAAUAUUCUCGACGACCCGGAGAACACUUACGGCCUUCAAGAACAUGAGUUCCUGUUAGUUUUAGAACAUCUCACAGCUGGGAUGAAGCAUUUACGGGAUAACAAUUUGGUUCACAGGGAUUUGAAGCCUGGUAAUAUUAUGAAAUAUAUCAAUGAAGAUGGAACAACUACUUAUAAGUUGACAGAUUUUGGUGCAGCCAGAGAGUUGCAGGAGGAGGAACAGUUUGUGUCUCUUUAUGGCACAGAAGAGUACUUGCACCCGGAUAUGUAUGAGAGAGCAGUGUUGAGAAAGCCUGUAGGCAAGAGCUUUGGUGCCACAGUGGAUCUGUGGUCUAUUGGAGUGACAUUGUACCAUGUAGCUACUGGCCAGCUGCCGUUCAGACCGUAUGGAGGAAGGAGGAACAAGGAGACCAUGUUUUAUAUUACCACUAAGAAGGCUUCUGGAGUCAUAUCAGGCACUCAAACGACAGAAAAUGGUCCUAUAGAGUGGUCUCGGGAGCUGCCCUCUCACUGCCAGCUGAGCCUUGGGCUGCGCAAGCUGGUGACACCACUGCUGGCUGGCUUGCUCGAGGUUGAUCCGCACCGUAUCUGGACCUUCGAGAGGUUCUUCUCUGAGGUCCAAGUCAUCACUUCCACAACACCUGUGCAUAUAUUCCAUGUCAAUAAGGCUGCUAGUAUAAAGGUAUUCCUGAAGCCAGACGAGAAGUACGAGCACCUGCAGACGUACAUCUGUGAGCAGACCAGCGUGGUGGCCGAGUCGCAGAUCUUGUUGUACAAGGAGGCGUUGUUGCUCUCCGAAGUUGAUGAGAACACGCUUGGCAAGAACUACCCGGAGACGACGGCCGAGGAGCCGCUGAUGCUGUUCAACAAGAACAACAACAACGUUAGCAUGCCGCCCGAACCGGACAUUCCCAAGUUUCCCGUUUUUCCCAACAUCGUCUCCGUCGAGAACGACGCAAGUCAGGCUAAGACGGCAUGUAGUGUAGGCCACGUGAUCCGGCGCCGGGUCGAAGCGCUCUGCUUCGCGUCUCGUCUCUGUGGCGCGUGCGUCCGGCGUUGGGGAGCGUUACUUGCCACACGACUAUCAUCCGUAGCGUCUAGGGCAGAAGCGCUGCAUUCCCAUGCUGCGAGGUUACACGAUGCAGCGAGAGCGUUGGAUUUGGCUACCAGCGCCGUCAGGACGUUGCUUCAGGCGAAUUCCACCGCUCCGGCGUCCGGCGCGGCGGAGUCGUGGGGCGCGCCGGCGGCGCUGGUGGCGGGCGAGGCGGCGGCGCUGCGAGCGGCGGCGCGGGCGCUGCGCACGCGGCACGCGGCGGGCGGCGGGCUACGCGCUGAGUGGGACGCGGCCGCGGCUGUGGCGCCGUGCCCCGCGCACCUCCGUCUGCACGUCAAGGCCCGCACGCUGGUGGAGCGGUUACGCGACUCGUGGCAGCACUUAGUCCGAGAUCGCGCGACCCGUUCUCUCACUUACAACGACGAGCAGUUCCACGUGUUAGAAAGGAUAACCGUAGCCGAGACUGGGAGGCGAGCUAGAGCGCUACUUCAUGCCGCUGGACCGUUGGCGAGAGCGAGAGCGGAUGCUAUAGCUGAUUGGUACAAAGUGGCGCAGACAGUGUAUCUGCAGACUCAGAUACUGGACAAGGACGUCUCCCAGACAGAGCUGAAGCUGCUGGCGCUGGCGGCCCGGCUGCAGGACGCGGAGCACAGCGUCAGGAACCAACUCAACGACGCCGUCAAAUCGAUAUCCACCGGGCCGAAGACGGGCGCGCCGGACGAGGACGGACGCAGCAGCAAGCGGGCGACGGGCGCGGUGUCGUGCGGCGGCGCGGGGCUGCGCGCGCUGCUGGCCGCCUCCGACGACGUGGCUGAGAAGGUGGCGGCCACCUCCGCCUUGCUGGCGCGGCUCACGGCCGCCACGCAGCAGCUGCAGCCCUAGCACGACCGUCCCUCAGCUGAUAGAGAUUCGCCGUCCACCAGCUGCAGCAACUCAUCGUCUUCACUAGACUCCGCGACUCACACAGUCAUACACGGAGAAGACAAGGCACCCAGCACUUGUACUCUAGUAUAAAAAAUAUAUUUAGUUAAAUAUCACGGCAGUGUCAAUUUAUAUACAUACAUAGUGUAGAUACCGCAAACGCUAGAAUAUGCUAUUAUUUCGGGAUGACCACUUAAUAAGUCUCUUAAUUGAGAUGACAAUGCAAUUUUGAGGGACUAUUAAAAUGUUGCGAGUUUUCAACACCGAAGUGUUGAAAACUCGCCUAGCGUGGUUUAAAAACACGCCAAGCGUGUUGUACAAAUUACGACAGUUUCGGUCAACCGCGCGCGCAGGUUGGAGCAUGUUUAGUCUUAUGAAUGAAGUGUUUCGACCGCUAUCGUAUUUAUUCUUAAAAUGCCCUUAAGUAGUAUUAUAAAUAUAUUAAUGUUUUGUUUUAGAAAUUAUUUUAGAAACCAUUCCUUCCUCGAAAAAUUAAGUAUGAUUAGAUGCUCUUCACUUCAUGAAAGUUCAUCUAUAUAAUGUAGUGGUCUCACAAAAAUAACUGUUCCUAUAUUUGCAUUACGUGUUUUACGUGCAAUAUCCUAAAACAGUCUUAAUAUAUAAUUUUAUCAAACUAGAUUAAGUUGCAGUUGCCAGUGCGAAGGCUAACCAUUUAGACGAAUUAUAAACGAGCUGUUUGUUAUAAUGUGGCCAAGGUUCUCAUCGUGAAAAACACACAUUUACAAAAUAUUCAAAUAUUUAUUAUCAGACUCCAUUACAACAAAAUACACAGAGAAGAAAGGGACAGACAAAACUUCUUGUGUUUUCUUGUGCUUAAAAAGUUUCCUUUUACAUAUAGUGUAAGCGAGAAGAAAACAUAAGAGGUUUGUUUUAUGUCUACUUAAUACAGAUUAUAUAAGAUUACCGCCACUAUCUCAAAGGUGCUCUCAUAAAUUUAGUGAUCUAUUAGCCAAUAGUAAUUUUAUCGAAUUGUAAAUAAAUAAUGUUAUUACAUGUACUUAUAAGCAAUUUUAUGCACAUAAUACAUUCCUUGUAUGUUUC